AUGUCGAUACAGGUGCUGUGUAAAGAUCAGCCUCAGCGCUGUAUUACCCUAGUUACCAAGGAUGGGCAUGCGCUGGUUUUGGAAUACUCAUCAACUUUUUCAGAGCCGGCAGCGUCUUUGGGAUCUUAUCCAAAUAUCGAACAACCAAAAUGCAUCGUGACUUUUCUAAAAGCACCCUCCAUCAACUCGCUCCAGUAUCGCUGCCUUGGGACCGGGUAUGGUACCCUAGGACUUCUCACUUUAAACAGUGAUGUCUUUUUAUGUGUUAUUCGGAAUUCAACCAUGGUAGCAACGCCUCUACCCAACGAAACGGUGCGGAGAAUUGAAGAUGUGGACUUUUAUUGUCUUAAUCGCCCAGACUAUGAUAUGAUUAUGGAUGUUUAUGGCCAAUCCACAGAAGAGGGGUUUCUUGGUAACGCUUUCCAGGGACGAGAUGCUGUUACAGAGAACCCUUUUCUCUCACUAAAAAAGCUCCUAAGCGAUGGUAGUUUUUACUACAGUACAGAUUUUGAUUUGACGAGUCGUCUCCAAGAUCGAAUCAAUGAGAAGUCCUUUGACGUUGAAAGGUUUGAUAAAGAUUUUCUAUGGAAUUCAUAUAUGAUUGAUGCCCUGCUACAAUUUAGAAGUGGGCUCACAGACCAUGAGCGACAGCAACUUGAUUCGUCUCAGAUGAUUACAUUCGCCAUUCGUGGUUUCGCUCGUAGUUUUGAAAUUAAAGAAUCCGAUAUCCUGGUUCAACACGGUCGAGAAAGGACCCAAUCUUGCUUGACUGUGAUAUCCCGUUUAUCAUCGAGAAGAGCAGGCACAAGAUUUAAUUCCAGGGGUCUUGAUGAUGAUGGGCAAGUUUCUAAUUUUGUGGAGUCCGAAACAAUCUUGUGGAACUCUUCGGGUAUCACAUUUUCUUUUACUCAGGUUAGAGGCUCAGUGCCGAUAUUCUGGGAGCAAUCUGCUGUGAUGGUGCCGGGACAGCAGAAGAUCCAGGUAACUCGGUCUACGGCAGCCACUCAACACGCGUUUGAUAAGCAUUUCGAUUCUCUCCAGCUUGACUAUGGUGCAGUACACGUGGUGAAUUUACUAAGUGAAUCGAAACCAGGAGAAGUUGAGUUAUCACAAAGAUACCGCUAUCAUAUGAAUCAUAGCCCCCUUAGGAAAGCACGUGAGGAAGGGACAACUUCUGCGCAUCAUCUCUUGCAGUGGACAGAUUUUGACUUCCAUGCGGAGACCAAGGGACCGGAGGGCUAUGCCAGAGCUAAACUUAUAGAGGAUGAAAUCGAUGGCUCCAUCGACGGAUUUGAAUACUUCCUAUCGAAUGCCCACGAUGAUACCCAGACAGUUGUGCUUCAACAGGGAGGGGUAUUCCGCACAAAUUGUUUGGAUUGCCUUGACAGGACAAACCUUGUCCAAACAAUAAUCAGUUACAUUGCAUUGGAAAGAUUUUAUGAGCGAACCAUGGGUAUCACAAUGAUCGAAUUCGACGCGGUACAUUCAGUCUUAUGGGCCGAUAAUGGUGACAUGUUGUCGAAGAUAUAUGCGGGAACCGGGGCGUUGAAGUCAUCGUUUACCAGGCAUGGUAAAAUGUCGAUAGCCGGUACGUUUGCUGAUGUUAGGAAAACUUUCACCCGCCUGUACGUCAGUAAUUUUGCCGAUGACUCUAGGCAAUAUACAAUAGACGUUCUGUUGGGCACUUUGACAGGACAAGCCGCAGUUCACCUUUUUGACCCUGUAAGCGAUCUCGUUAGAUCAGAGCUUGCUGGUAAAUUAAGAGAGUUUACAUUUACAAAGACGGUUCGAAUAUGGGCGGGAACGUUUAAUGCGAACGGUUUACAAUAUAAUCGCACCGAGGAUCUUGGCGUGUGGCUACAUGCCCACAUCACUGAGCCUUCCGAAGAACCAGCUAUAGUAGCAGUUGGCCUCCAAGAAAUAGUCGAAUUGAAUCCGCAACAAAUCAUGUCGACUGAUCCUGGAAGCCUCAAGACCUGGGAGGAAGAGGUGAGGAAUGUACUCGACAAAGAGACUUCGCGAAGGGGAACAGUAGGGUACGUAUUAUUGAGAAGCGGGCAAUUAGUCGGUGCUGCACUGUUGCUGUUUGUCAAACGCGAUACACUGCCACAAAUCAAGAACGUUGAAGGCAGUGUGAAGAAGACUGGAUUAUCUGGCAUGGCAGGGAAUAAAGGUGCAUGUGCAAUUCGCCUCGAACUCUCAAAUACGCGCAUUUGUUUUGUCUCAGCUCACCUGGCUGCCGGAUUCUCAAACUAUGAGGAGAGGAACAGUGAUUACAAUACCAUCGCCCAUGGAUUAAGGUUUCAGCGUAAUCGCUCAAUCAGUGACCAUGACGCUAUCUUUUGGCUUGGUGACUUCAACUAUCGCAUUGGUUUGAGCGAUGGCGAAGUGAGAUCUUUGAUAGACAUGGGAAACCUCGAUACGCUGCUUGCACAUGACCAGCUCCUUAUGCAAAUGAGAAUUGGUCACAUUUUCCCAAACUACUCAGAGGGGCCUAUCACAUUCCUACCAACAUAUCGGUACAACAACGGAACCGACAUAUACGACACGUCAGAAAAGCGUCGUGUUCCAGCGUGGUGCGACAGAAUAUUAUGGAGAGGGAAAAACUUGCGCCAAUUGGAAUAUAAUACUGCUCCUCUCAUGUUCUCAGACCAUCGACCAGUAUAUGCUGUCUUUAUAUGUCCGAUUCGCGUUGUGGAUGAAGAGCAAAAGGAACGCUUAAGCCACGAGCUUCACGAAAAGUAUAAGGUCACUAGUUCGCAGAUAAACACAAGCGAUACAGCAUCGUCGACUAUAGGAGCUUCCUCCACUGGUUCAUAUCAUCGUAAGUGGUCAUCUAUAUACCAAACCGGGAGCAAAAUUUUAACCGAGAAAGAAAAACCGGUAACUUUUACCUUGAAUUCAUCGUCGGAAAAUUCAUCACUGUACGGGUGUGGCAGUAAGUCUCCGGCUGUGACUCCGCUUCGUCGAAUGUUAAUCAACGAUCCGUUCGGACGACAACACGAGGAUGUUCCUCUCAUUCCGGGGUCAAAUGAACCUAAACGGAUUCCGGAAAAAUCCCAGUCAGUAGAGGAGCGGCCACUAGUUGUUGUUUCAGAUGCACCAAAGAGAAGGCCACCGGUACCAAAAAAGCCUCCAAUGCUGGCUAAUCAACUUCUGCCCAGGAAUACAUUUCGAAUAAAUCAUAGCGAGUCGAGUCCUUCCUGCAGGCCCGUCCUCCCACCUCGGCAACAGGUAGAAAUACGGCCGAUUUUGCCAAGCCGACGUGCCCUGCCCCCAACACCUACAAACCGUCCUCUGCCCGUCUCACAUGGCAAACAGCAGGAGAAUAAAAGCAAGAACAAUUCUACUGAGCUUCUUGACCUCUGUGUUGAUUCUGACCUCCUUGAAUGGGUGCCCCUUGAGCCAGGAAGAUGA
Ophidiomyces ophidiicola is the source of this 3417-nucleotide messenger RNA. It is a transcript of the gene syj1, whose product is annotated as Inositol-1,4,5-trisphosphate 5-phosphatase 1. Bases 1 to 3417 code for a protein of 1138 amino acids. The transcript has 6 exons. The record is from RefSeq and is a predicted model, not a curated record. Lineage: Eukaryota; Fungi; Ascomycota; Eurotiomycetes; Onygenales; Onygenaceae. Gene Ontology annotation, molecular function: phosphatidylinositol-3,5-bisphosphate 5-phosphatase activity; phosphatidylinositol-4,5-bisphosphate 5-phosphatase activity. Gene Ontology annotation, cellular component: cytoplasm; membrane. Gene Ontology annotation, biological process: phosphatidylinositol dephosphorylation.